AGUUUGUCCACCAGAAGAGGCUUCACCCCAAGAACCAUGUGAGGAAAUUCAAACCUGUGAACCUGAGUAGUUGAACACCUUCCGUUCUGAAGUUAUAUGGAAAUUCUUCAAAAUCUCAACCCUGCAUCUUGGUGGGGCCAGGCUAUUUGAAGAAACAUGGUGAACUAUUACAAAGUACUCGGGGUGCCACAGGACGCGUCGUCCUCUGAUAUCAAGAAGGCUUUCCACCAGCUGGCUCUGCAGGUACACCCAGAUAAGAACCCCGGAGACAGGGAAGCAGCCGAGGAGAAAUUCAAGCAAGUCGCAGAAGCCUAUCAAAUUUUAUCUGAUGCCAAGAAGCGAAAGGACUAUGACAGGUCCCGAUGGAGCCGGACCAAAGAGGAGCUCAUCAGAGGUGACGGCAGAGACGAAACCAAUUGGGAAGAAGAAAUAUGCUCUCGGAGGCCACGCCGCACCUUCCAGACGGUCAUCGAAGAUGAAGACCUUUUUUCAGGAGAUUAUUUAUUCACUGGUCCCAUGACGCAUUCCAGAAGAGGUUCUUCCAACUUCUUUACAGUCACCCCCAUUAUAGACACAGGGUUUUCUACUUUUGUGUCCCAAGAAUCCAAAUCGAGUCCCGAUGACUCUGAAGCCUUUGUGCCGUAUAUAAGCCAUGGAAUGGGAAAGUUCAGACUGGUCACCACUUGUAGCCAGAUAAUGAAUGGUAAGAGAGUUGUCACAAAGAGAGUUGUAGAGAACAUUCAAGGACCAAAGAAAAUAGAGAACGAACGGCUAUUUCGUUGGAAUCCCUCACGUGGUUGGAAAUUGAUGGAAAAUCCCUGCUCUUGAUGACGAGAAAUGACGUGUUGACGGGACUUCAGUUAAAACUGGGGCCUGCUCUGAAAAUCUAUGAGUAUCAUGUAAAACCUCUUCAGACCAAGCAUUUAAAGAACAUCUCUUCAUAGUAAAAUCACACUGAGGUCUCAGUCCUCAGAACAAAAUACACAGUGUUGUAAUUUAGUUUUAUGUUGUUCUGCAAACAGAAUAGCUAGACGUGUAUAUGUAAAUCCAGCGAAGUGUUAUCCUGUUGGAUAGAUGAGGCAGUCCAUCCACUGGCCUGAUUCUGUCUGGAGGAGCAAAAACAGAGCAGACAUAAGAUGGCUGUCGAUGACUCUUAGGUACUCCUCCACUCAGGGGCUUUGGUGUUAUAAGAACUUCCUUUGUUUCAUCAUAGUGUUUUCCGUCAACCCCGUUUUAAAAAAGGGUGGGAGUGGAAUGUGUGUCCCUGGAUUAUAGGCUUAGAAAUGGGAAUAAACAAAACUCCCUGGGGAGGGGAAGAGCGAGGAGGAAUGCUGUCUCCCUGGAAUCGCUCUGCUCCUAGACUUCUGUGCCUUGGAUGGUGCUGCCAACACCCUUUUUCUGUAGAGGGUUCUCCGCUUGGCCUUGCUAAGGUUUCACCAGGAUGUGCCAUGCUGUGUUUGAAUGGAACAGACACCAGGGCCCCCUUCAGGAGCAGAACUCUCUCUGAGAAGAGACACUGGUUUUGUACUGGAGAUAUCUGCUGUAAUCAACUCAUUGUCACAGGGUUAAGAAUAUUUCCUGCUCACGUCGGUUCCUUAUUGCUGAAGAAAGCAUUUAGUGUUUUGUUGUUAUUUUGCUUAUUUUUUUAUGGUUUGCAUUUAUAAUAAUUUCUUUUUGAAGCAGUUUGCCAAGAGUUAAUAGAUGAUCUCAAAGCUUUGUUGAUAGCACAGAAUAUUUUUAUAUAAUAUAUAUAUAGCCUUCCAUGAUGCUGGAAUAGUUUUUUUCUUUAGCUGUCCUCUGCUGUGUCUGGUCCCUGGUUUGAGUCCUGUCUUCCAGAACUUGAGAAAGUAGGCUUGCUACAUCUCUGUUCCAAGAGACACUGAGUAAUGCAUGUCCAUGCCUCGUGGAUUUGGUGCUUGGUGAUGGCAAUAAAACACGGUUUCAGUUCACCAGA
Messenger RNA from Rattus norvegicus (Norway rat), 1954 nucleotides. RefSeq names its product sterile alpha motif domain containing 13 (gene Samd13). Lineage: Eukaryota; Metazoa; Chordata; Mammalia; Rodentia; Muridae. The record is from RefSeq and is marked provisional. The transcript is spliced from 2 exons. Bases 157 to 828 code for a protein of 223 amino acids.